This is a messenger RNA of Thecamonas trahens ATCC 50062, 360 nucleotides long. RefSeq lists its product as uncharacterized. Gene Ontology annotation, cellular component: GINS complex. The record is from RefSeq and is a predicted model, not a curated record. The coding region runs from base 1 to 360 and encodes 119 amino acids. The transcript has a single exon. Lineage: Eukaryota; Apusomonadida; Apusomonadidae. Gene Ontology annotation, biological process: double-strand break repair via break-induced replication; DNA-templated DNA replication.
AUGACUCACCAUCGCCGCCUUCAGCCAUCGCCUUCAGCCGUCGCGCUCGCCAUCGCCACAGCCACAAACCGGUACCUCCACCCGGCGGCAGCCACCAAGACCACCACUCUGUCAGCACCCGACUCCUUCCUCCACGGUCUCCCGGAGAAGCUCCGUGAUCUGACUACCCAGGAUGCAGAAGACGACAUGAUUCCGGCGCCCAACUUUGAUACCCAUGUCUUCUGCAAGGUCGUCGACACCAUCGGCACCUUUCAGCUCGAUCAGGACUCGUCGGUGGAUCUGGAGGAGGGCGAGUUGUACCUUCUGCCCUUCAAGCCCAUCCGCGACCUCCUCCUGGACCAGUCUAUCAUUUUGAUCUGA